This is a messenger RNA of Pseudophryne corroboree (corroboree frog), 870 nucleotides long. Its product is annotated as nicotinamide N-methyltransferase-like. Gene Ontology annotation, molecular function: N-methyltransferase activity. Gene Ontology annotation, cellular component: cytosol. The transcript is spliced from 3 exons. NCBI's taxonomy places the organism in Eukaryota, Metazoa, Chordata, Amphibia, Anura, Myobatrachidae. Bases 1 to 870 code for a protein of 289 amino acids. The record is from RefSeq and is a predicted model, not a curated record.
AUGGAUCCCAGUGGCAAAAAGCACUAUCAUAAGCAUGGCUAUGAUCCCCACAAAGUCAUGGCCACAUACUUCUCUCGGGAUACGAAACGCUGUUUCUUUCAGGAAUCCACGAUAAACAUCAUGACGGCUCUUCAUAAAGCAUUUUCUUCAGGUAUUGUUAAAGGAAAAUCCCUGGUUGACAUUAGCUUUGGACCCAUGAUAUUUCAACUUUUUGCAAUCUGUGAAUUCCUGGAAGAAAUUACAGUUCUAGAGUUCAAUGACCUUUGCAUCAAGGAACUGGAAAAAUGGCUAAAAAAAGAUCCAGAUGCCUAUGACUGGUCUCAUACCUUAGAAAUACUGACAGACUUAAAGGGAAGCAGGUUUGGCAUCACUUUUCCUUUCUGUUUACACAACUAUUCUCUCAAUGCAACACUAAUGUAUUAUGAGCCUGAUUUUGAUAAUGAAGAAUGGAAAGGAACAGAAGAUAUGGUGAGGAGCAAACUGAAACGUGUUGUGAAAUGUGACUUCGAAAAAACCAACCCUACAGAUCCCGUAGUUUUACCAAAAGUGGACUGUGCAAUCAGUAUAUGGGCGCUGGACAUUAUUAGUAAGGACAAGGCUACUUACCUCGAAAACUUGAAAAAAAUGUCAUCUCUCAUUAAACCAGGUGGAUAUCUCAUACUGUUUGGAGAUAUCAAUGCUUCCUAUUUUAAAAUCGACGGGCACAAGUAUCAUGUAUUAACUUACGAUGACAUAUUUUUGAAAACAACUCUAUGUGAUGAAGGUUAUAGCAUUGAUCACUAUGAGGACCUGGAGAAAAACACCACUGAGGAUCUUGUGGAUCAUGAGAAAAUUGUUUUUGUUGUUGCCCGUAAAGUAAAACAGGUUUAG